AUGGUGAAGAAAGAGUAUAGAGGCCACGUGGUUGUGCUCCCAUAUCCAGGGCAAGGCCACAUCAAUCCUCUCCUCCAAUUCGCAAAACGUUUAGCCUCUAAAGGCGUGAAGGCCACAUUAGCUACAACCCAUUAUACUAUCAAGUCCAUUUGUGCACCAAACGUCGGCGUUGAGCCAAUCUCCGAUGGGUUCGACGAGAGCGGCUUUGCGCAAGCGCGAAACGUGGACUUAUAUCUGAAGUCAUUCAAGGAGAAUGGGUCAAGAACUCUAUCUCAACUCAUCCACAAAUUCCAACACUCCAAAUCCCCCGUCACUUGUGUUGUCUACGAUUCGUUUCUCCCAUGGGCUCUUGAUGUUGCUAAACAAAAUGGCAUCUACGGGGCUUCCUUCUUCACCAAUUCCGCCACAGUAUGUCACAUCUUCUGUCGCAUACACCAUGGCCUCCUUUCACUGCCACUCAAGCUCGAAAACGGACCCUUGUUGAUUCCCGGCGUUCCUCCCUUGAACUUCCCCGACCUCCCAAGUUUUCUCAAGUUGCCGGAAAGUUACCCUGCCUACCUGGCAAUGAAAUUGAGUCAGUAUUCCAACCUGGACGAGGCUGAUUGGAUCUUUGAUAACACGUUCGAAGAAUUAGAAGGGGAGGAGGCGAAAGGUGUAUCAGAGCUGUGGCCAGCAAAGUUGAUUGGUCCAAUGGUCCCAUCGGCUUACUUGGACGGCCGGAUUGAGGAUGACAAGGGAUACGGAGCAAGUCUAUGGAAGCCACUUGGCGAGGAGUGCAUCAAAUGGCUAGAAACGAAGCCACGUAAGUCGGUAGUGUAUGUCUCAUUCGGAAGCAUGGUCUCACUGACAGCAGAGCAGAUGGGAGAAAUUGCAGGGGGCUUGAAGGAGAGCGGCUUACCUUUCAUAUGGGUGGUGAAAGAAUCUGAACGUGGGACAUUGCCUGAUGGGUUCGUGGAGUCCACAAAAGAAAAGGGUUUGAUUGUGGGAUGGUGCAACCAGCUGGAGCUGCUGGCGCACCCAGCCAUCUGUUGCUUUGUGAGCCAUUGUGGGUGGAACUCGACGCUGGAAGGGCUUAGCCUUGGUGUGCCGAUGGUGGGAGUGCCGCAGUGGGCUGACCAAUUGACUGAUGCCAAGUUUGUGGAGAUUUGGGGGGUGGGGGUAAGAGCCAAGGAGGAUGACAAGGGAGUUGUAAGAAAAGAAGAAGUUGUAAUGUGUUUGAAGAAAGUAACGGAGGGAGGGAAGAGGCCGGAGAUUCAGAAGAAUGCUAAUAAAUGGAGGGAGUUAGCUAAAAAAGCCCUCGGUGAAGGUGGGAGCUCCGAUAAGCGUAUCAACGAGUUUGUUGAGCAGUUGAUGAUACGUGUCAAUGAAAAAGGGGAGGCAGCAAAGGACAACCUAAACGGUCAUCACUUGGUGUAGCUUUAAUGCUUUUUCUUUGAAUAAAGGACUUCUCCUUUUUUGAAAUCAGGCCAGUUAGGGAAAGGAUUGUCUUAGUGAUUUUUGUUUUUGUUUUUUUUUUUUUUUUUAAUAA
Messenger RNA from Corylus avellana, 1528 nucleotides. RefSeq names its product UDP-glycosyltransferase 74B1. NCBI's taxonomy places the organism in Eukaryota, Viridiplantae, Streptophyta, Magnoliopsida, Fagales, Betulaceae. Gene Ontology annotation, molecular function: quercetin 7-O-glucosyltransferase activity; quercetin 3-O-glucosyltransferase activity. The record is from RefSeq and is a predicted model, not a curated record.